AUGAAGCGUGAGGGCAAGAUGAGGGCGAAGUCACAUGGAGUGCAAGACGAGGGUGAAGUCACAUGGAGGGCAAGGGUAGUGGUGCAGAGCUACAUUGUGAUGGAGUUGAAGAGAAACAUGAAGAGGAAGAGUGAGGUGCCAUUAAAGGUGAAGUUGGAGACCAAGGUAGAUGCUCGGAUGGGUGUGUUCCAAACCCUACACGUCAGAGUUACUAUUUUGUGCGAUGGUGUCAUCACAUCUCUCCCCAACUACGAGAAAUCAAUGUCCACAUCGAUUGAGAAUAGAAUGUGCGAAGUGGGUGUGAGGUUCAAGGUCUGCAAAUGA
This is a messenger RNA of Sphenostylis stenocarpa, 324 nucleotides long. Lineage: Eukaryota; Viridiplantae; Streptophyta; Magnoliopsida; Fabales; Fabaceae. The record is from the annotation of a GenBank genome assembly.